AUGGAUUUCCCGGCACAUAUUAUGGACUUAAACCCCGCGCGUCACGGCAGGACACACACCUCCAUGCUUCCCCCUCCACCCACGGCCACCUCAAGACCAUUACAGACCAUGACAUCUCCACACCCCCCACCAUUACACACUUCCCCCUCCAACCAUGGCCACCUCAAGACCACUACGGACCAUGACAUCUCCACAUGCCCCCCAUCACACACUUCCCCCUCCACCCAUGGCCACCUCAAGACCACUACGGACCAUGACAUCUCCACAUGCCCCCCAUCACACACUUCCCCCUCCAACCAUGGCCACCUCAAGACCACUACGGACCAUGACAUCUCCACACGCCCCCCACCUCACACUUCCCCCUCCACCCAUGGCCACCUCAAGACCACUACAGACCAUGACAUCUCCACACGCCCCCCAUCACACACUUCCCCCUCCACCCAUGGCCACCUCAAGACCACUACGGACCAUGACAUCUCCACAUGCCCCCCAUCACACACUUCACCCUCCACCCAUGGCCACCUCAAGACCACUACAGACCAUGACAUCUCCACACACCCCCACCAUCACACACUUCCCCCUCCACCCAUGGCCACCUCAAGACCACUACAGACCAUGACAUCUCCACACGCCCCCACCAUCACACACUUCCCCCUCCACCCAUGGCCACCUCAAGACCACUACAGACCAUGA
Messenger RNA from Eriocheir sinensis (Chinese mitten crab), 693 nucleotides. RefSeq lists its product as uncharacterized. Bases 1 to 693 code for a protein of 230 amino acids. Lineage: Eukaryota; Metazoa; Arthropoda; Malacostraca; Decapoda; Varunidae. The transcript has a single exon. The record is from RefSeq and is a predicted model, not a curated record.